Molecule: messenger RNA, 3359 nt
Organism: Schistosoma curassoni
Lineage: Eukaryota; Metazoa; Platyhelminthes; Trematoda; Strigeidida; Schistosomatidae
Source: the annotation of a GenBank genome assembly
CUUACCGCUUGGGGAUGGGUAUAUAAAACACCGAGGCUAAAGCACCAAUAAUUGUACGGGUGUUUGACCUUCAUCCCUAACUGCAGGUUCUAGCAUUCGUAUUACAGAAGAGAGCUUAAAAUGUUCUUCCUGUAUUCCGGGUCAAAAAUUUUGGGAGCACAGGCAAUUACUAAGAAUAUACGUAAAUUCUUGGGUACUGCGGUUGAGCCUAUUUUGAAGCCAGAAAUAAAGCGAAACUCGAUUUUCAUCAACAAUGAGUGGGUAGAGUCAUCUAGUGGAAAAACCUUCAACACUAUAAAUCCAGCAACUGGUAAAGUAAUAUGUCAAGUUUCGGAAGGUGAUGAGGUUGACAUAGAUAAAGCAGUUAAAGCAGCUCGUAAAGCCUUCGAAUUUGGCUCCGAGUGGCGUACCAUGGAUGCAUCACAUCGUGGUGUAUUACUUCACAAACUGGCUGAUCUUAUUGAACGUGACAGAGUUUAUUUGGCUUCUUUGGAAACACUGGAUAAUGGGAAACCAUUUGCUGAUUCAUAUAAUAUUGAUCUAGAUGCAGUGAUCAAAUGCUACAGGUAUUAUGCUGGCUGGGCAGACAAAUAUCAUGGGAAAACUAUACCUGUCAAUGGAAACUAUAUGUGUUUCACUCUUCAUGAGCCAGUUGGUGUUUGUGGACAAAUUAUACCGUGGAAUUUUCCACUUCUUAUGCAGGCAUGGAAGCUCGGUCCAGCAUUAGCAAUGGGAAAUACAGUGGUAAUGAAGACAGCAGAACAAACCCCGUUGUCUGCAAAUUGGGUAGCUGAAUUAAUCAAAGAAGCCGGAUUCCCACCUGGUGUAGUGAACAUUGUUCCAGGAUUUGGUGAAACUGCUGGUAAUGCCCUAGUCGUUCAUCCUGAUGUUGAUAAAAUUGCGUUUACUGGUUCAACAGCUGUAGGACAAUUGAUUGGUCAGAAUGCUUAUAAACAUGGUGUGAAACGAAUUACUUUAGAACUUGGUGGAAAGAGUCCAUUAAUUAUUUUCAGUGAUGGUGAUUUUGAUCGAGCCAUAGCUACGUCACAUUUUGGUUUAUUUUUCAAUCAAGGCCAAUGUUGUUGUGCAAGUUCACGUAUAUUUGUCGAAGAAUCAGUUUAUGAUAAAUUUGUUGAAUAUAGUAGUGAAGAGGCUAAAAAGCGUGUAAUUGGUAAUCCUUUUGAUUUAAACACAACACAAGGUCCACAAGUUGAUGAACACCAAUAUCAAACAGUUAUGUCAUACAUUGAAUCUGGUAUAAAGGAAGGUGCCAAAUUAUGUGCUGGUGGCAAACGGUUUGAAUCAGAUGGUUAUUUCAUUCGUCCUACAGUUUUUGCUGAUGUUCAAGAUGAAAUGCGCAUUGCUCGUGAGGAAAUAUUUGGACCUGUAAUGCAAAUUAUGAAAUUUCGAUCAUUAGAUGAAUUGAUACAUAGAGCAAAUCAUACACAAUAUGGUCUUGCAGCUGGUAUAUUCACUAAUAAUUUAGAAAAAGCUAUGCAUGUUAUGCAACAUUUACAGGCUGGCACUGUUUGAUUAAUUCAAAUCCGUCAGUGUAGAGGUAGCUUGAUUGUAGUUAUUGUCAAACUAAUUUAAACAUUCUACUCCUAUUUUAUAUGAAUAUACAAUAAAAUGAGCAUCCGGGCAGUAUCACAGCCCUUACAUAAAUCGAAUGAUUUAUGUGGCGCAUACCUAUUUGGUGCCUCCUUGCACCAAUGUUUAUAUGUUUAAACAUAAAAUGAUCAGUCGUUACACUUUAUGAGAUUCAUUAUGUAAUGACUUCUAUUGCAAUUCUAAUUCUUGUCAUUCCCAUACCAAAAUGUCAGACAUUAAGGUAAACCAUACACAAGUUUGAAUUUAUUUACUGUCAUUGCUUGAAUGUUUAUCAUUGUCAGAUUAUUGUAUAGCGAGAUUGUUUAAUUGUUUAUUAUCUGAUGAUUCAGGCGUAGCAAACAAGAGUUAUACAAAAGUUGGUCAUCAUUAUGCAAACAAGUAUAGAUCAAUAACGGUACUAUAUUAGUUUUCUUACUUCAAUUACUUUUAAGCACUAAAAUAUCACAGUUGAAAUGUGAGUACUGCCGUAAUGCCCCCAAAUGCCCUGGUAUGGCCGAGAAUGGGGUGGGCCCUCCCUCCCUCUCGAAAUGCUCUCACGCGGCCACGCGUAUACAGCCUCUGCCAAGGAAGUCCUACUCAAUGCCUUCUCGUGGCGAGGGUGUUGUUUACGAAAUUGAGAGGAUGAAAAGCGAAUGUCCGGCGCUUUAACCGGACUCCAAACCAAUGUUGCACAUGGGCUCCAGUAUCCUGAAGGAACAUAUGGCGUAUGGAACAAUCUUGGUCACCGGCUACCAUGGGAAUGCAUCUCCUUACGAUGCUCCACUGCCUUGUGGGUUAGACCUUUAGGUUAAAGGCUUGGAGUGUGGCCCCCUAAGAAAACCACCUGCUUUGAUCUGGGCACCCGGGCAGUAUCCCAUCCCUCACAUAAAUCGAAUGAUCUAUGUAGCGCAUAUGUAUUUGGUGCCUUCUUGUACUAAUGUUUAUGUGUUUAAAUAAAUAAACUGCUUGAAUAAUAGAUGGAAGAAUGUUACUUUUCUACAGGUUAUGUAACAUUCUUUUUGGGAGUACUGCAUUCUAGUGUACUUGUAAUGGUAAAUUUAUCAAAAAUGUGUAUAAGUAUUCACUUCAAAAUAAAGAAAACCUAAAAUAACUAGGUUGAUUGCACCAUUUUUCUGGGUACUAGUGUGGUGAACGAGAACACAAGUGGUGACAAUCGAAUGUAUUUGAAUACAAAAUUACAGAAUAUCUUAGUAAAAUCUGAGGACCAUACAGUAAAUACUUGCAAAAUGUCAAUCAGCUGUGUCAGACUUGACUGAUUCUUCUUUUCCACACCAAUCACUCUCUGUUCUCGUUCUCAUAAGAUGGUGAGUUCUGGCUCAGAGAAUAAAACUCCACCUAAAUAGUUUCUAUAUAUAGUAAGAUUAGUAGUGUGGAAGUAUAACUUCUGAGACUAUUAGACACAGGAUUAUUAUUAAUAUUUCCACUUUAUAAUUAGUAGAGACUAGACCCUAACUUCUCUUCAGACUCAAGACACGGUUUAGAUAAAAGCUUGGGGAUACCUGACUAUUAAGAGUGCUGCUUGGGCUAGCUCAAGGUUAACUAUGUAGGUCAUAACGUAUAAUUGAUCAAGUCUUUGGCGCUAGGUCAUAAUCGGAAUAGUAAAUACAGGACAGAAAAAACCACUACCAGAAUUCCGAUAGGCGAAUUUAACACAUGAUGCUGAUUAGCAUCUGUAAUCAUCAAUUGUGUUCAAUUUAUGAAUCUGUUGUAUAUUUCUUUGUACAGGAUCAAUUGUUAUGAUGUUUUCG